Cantharellus anzutake is the source of this 1797-nucleotide messenger RNA. RefSeq names its product IMP dehydrogenase. Gene Ontology annotation, cellular component: cytoplasm. The annotation marks the transcript as partial. The transcript has 5 exons. NCBI's taxonomy places the organism in Eukaryota, Fungi, Basidiomycota, Agaricomycetes, Cantharellales, Hydnaceae. Gene Ontology annotation, biological process: GTP biosynthetic process. Gene Ontology annotation, molecular function: IMP dehydrogenase activity. The record is from RefSeq and is a predicted model, not a curated record.
GCAUGCCUGCAUCAACGACUGAUUUCGCCUCUUUCCCUUACCUGGAACCGUCCAAGGCCUUUGACGAACUGAAGAAUUACAAGAGGCAAGAUGGACUUUCUGCUGUUGAGCUCAUGGACUCGAUCAAGAAUGGGGGCCUUACCUAUGAUGAUUUUCUCAUAUUGCCCGGGAAAAUAGACUUCGCGGCCCACGAUGUCGCCACGGAAAGCAAGAUUACUCGCAAUGUCAUUCUCAAAACCCCUUUCAUGAGUAGCCCAAUGGACACAGUGACGGAGGCUGAGAUGGCCAUCAGCAUGGCUCUUUUGGGUGGUAUAGGCGUUGUUCAUCAUAACCAGCCAGCUGAACAACAGGCUGCCAUGGUUCGGUCAGUUAAGCGACAUGAGAAUGGGUUUAUAUCAGAUCCCGUGGUUCUCGCUCCCCAUAACAUGGUCCAAGAUGUGAUCGACAUAAAAGAACGUCUUGGUUUCUGCGGUAUUCCCGUCACAGAUACUGGAGUUAUUAACGGCAAACUUUUGGGUAUGGUCACGUCUCGUGAUAUCCAGUUCCGUGACCCUCGUUCGAAGCUUAUUGAGGUCAUGACCACUCAGCUUGUCACGGCUCCCGCCGGGACAACCCUUAUCGAGGCCAACCAGAUUCUUCGUGACUCAAAAAAAGGGAAAUUGCCCAUUAUUGACCCAGAAGGCCGCCUUGUCGCCCUUCUAUCCCGCUCUGACCUUCUUAAGAACCAGAAUUAUCCUCUCGCUUCCAAGAAUCCAGUGACGAAACAACUUUAUGCUGCUGCCGCGAUUGGCACCCGUCCGGCUGACCGGGAUCGUCUUCGUCUUCUCGUUCAGGCUGGUCUCGACAUCGUCGUCCUCGAUUCGAGUCAGGGGAACUCUAUAUAUCAAAUUGAGAUGAUCAAAUGGAUCAAAUCAGAGUUCCCCAAAUUGGAAGUGAUAGCUGGGAAUGUGGUGACUCAGGCUCAGGCUGCUUCUCUCAUUGCCGCGGGUGCCGAUGGACUUCGUGUUGGUAUGGGAUCAGGUUCGAUUUGCAUCACUCAGGAAGUGAUGGCUGUUGGGCGUCCCCAAGCCACCGCUGUGUAUGCGGUCGCUGAAUUCGCGAAUCGAUUCGGCGUGCCUGUUAUUGCAGACGGUGGUAUUAAGAACGUUGGGCAUAUUGUUAAGGCUCUUGCCCUUGGUGCCGGUGCCGUCAUGAUGGGUGGUCUGUUAGCAGGAACGACUGAGACUCCCGGAGAGUACUUCUGGCAUGAUGGGAAACGUGUCAAGACUUAUCGUGGUAUGGGCAGCUUGGAGGCAAUGGAGCAGGGGAAACCAUCCCGAUCAUCGGCUCCUCAUGUCAACGGCAAGAAGUCUUCUAGCCCCGUAAAUGGUUCUUCAGGCACUGGUUCGGCCUUGGCUCACGAGAAUGCCGCGACGUCUCGGUAUUUUUCCGAGUCUUCAACCAUCAAAGUAGCUCAGGGAGUCUCUGGAGACGUCCAGGACAGGGGUUCAGUGAAGCAGUUCCUGCCUUACUUGCACACGGGCUUGCAACACUCAUUCCAAGAUAUCGGCGUAAGAAACAUCCAAGAGCUGCAGGAGAGUGUGAGGCAAAGCUCAGUAAGGUUUGAGUCGCGGAGCGCGCAGGCACAGCUUGAAGGCGGUGUCCAUAGUCUGAACUCAUACACAAAACGUUUGUUUGCUUAGAUGCCGUGCAUUAUUGUUGCACCUGUGGCCUCUGUAAAUAUAAUCCGCCUGUUGUAAACUGCAAGCACUACCUCUUACUUGUUGAUCAUAUUCGCGAAAAAUACAUCUACUGGCG